This is a messenger RNA of Lentinula edodes (shiitake mushroom), 1848 nucleotides long. RefSeq names its product replication factor-A protein 1. NCBI's taxonomy places the organism in Eukaryota, Fungi, Basidiomycota, Agaricomycetes, Agaricales, Omphalotaceae. Gene Ontology annotation, cellular component: nucleus. Gene Ontology annotation, molecular function: DNA binding. The record is from RefSeq and is a predicted model, not a curated record. Gene Ontology annotation, biological process: DNA recombination; DNA repair; DNA replication. The coding region runs from base 1 to 1848 and encodes 615 amino acids. The transcript has 9 exons.
AUGAGCUACCAACUCGACACGGGUAUCUGCCAUCGGAUCCAAAAUGCCACUCCGAAUGAAGGGGAACUUUUUAACGGCUCUCAUACGCUUCAGGUUCUCUCUUUGAAGAAAGUAGGUAAACAGACCGAGGGUGUCAAUCUUCCCUCAGAUCGUUACCGCAUUGUGUUAUCGGACGGCGUGCAAUUUAUACAGGCUAUGCUGGCGACGCAACUUAAUGAGAUGGUUGUUGACAAGCACCUCACACGAUUCACUAUAGUCUGUGUGGAAAGGCUUUCUUGUAAUUAUGUGCAGGAAAAGCGACUGGUCAUUAUAAUGGCCCUGCGUAUUCUCGGGCAAGUAGAUCAGAAGAUAGGAGAGCCGGUAUCCAUAGAUGCUAGCACUUCUGAAGCAACGACCCCCGCACCUGAAAGACCUCCCCAGCAGUCAGUUGUCCAACCAUCCACUUCCACUAUCACUGCACAACCUGCUAGUCGUCCGCCUCCCAAAGGUAACUGGCAUCCUAUCGAGGGCCUCAGUCCGUAUCAAAACAAUUGGACCAUCAAAGCGAGAGUGACACAGAAGUCGGAAUUGAAGCACUAUUCAACUCAGCGUGGGGAAGGAAAACUUUUCAAUGUCACCUUUAUGGACGAAACGGGCGAAAUUCGAGCCACCGCGUUCAACCAGGUCGCGGAAUCGCUGUAUCCCAAGCUCGAGGAAGGGAAGGUUUAUUAUGUUUCUAAGGGAAAAGUAAACCUCGCGAAAAAGAAGUUCUCCAAUGUCAUGAAUGACUUUGAAAUCAGCCUAGAGAAGAACGCCGAAAUCGAGGAGUGUUUCGAGACAACAAAUCUUCCGAUGAUUAAAUACAGUUUUGUCACUUUGGGAGAACUGCAAAAUUUAAACAAGGACUCUACUUGUGACGUGAUCGCCAUUUUAAAGGAAUACAGUGACGUCAACGAAAUCACUUCACGGGCCACCAACCGUACUAUGAAGAAGAGAGAGUUGACGCUAGUUGAUAAAUCGGGUUUCUCUGUGAGGUUGACCCUCUGGGGAAAUCAAGCUGAGAACUUCAAACCUGAUGAGCAAAACCCGGUCGUUGCUUUCAAAGGUGUCAAGGUCGGCGAUUUCGGAGGACGUUCGCUGGGGAUGAUAGCAAGUUCCACCAUGACUCAGAACCCCGAUAUUCCGGAAUCGCAUGCUCUUCGUGGCUGGUACGACUCGUCCGGUAGUGGCGCCUCUUUCCAAUCACACAAUAAUGCCGGCGGAUCUUUCGGUGCAGCAGGUGGUGGCGGGUUCAGUCGCUCAGAGCUCAAACCACUCCUAGAGAUGAAAUUAGAAGCCAAUCGAAUUCCUGAAUCAGAAGAGAAACCCGUGUAUUUUUCCACCAGAGCAAUGGUCAUGCACAUCAGAGGAGAAAAUAUCGCUUAUCCGGCGUGCGAGACCUGUAACAAGAAAGUCGUCGAGGACGGGGGUGCAUGGAGAUGCGACAAAUGUGAUAAAACACUAGCGGGUCCGACCUACAGAUAUAUCAUGUCGUUUGCCGUUUCUGAUCAUACAGGUCAACUUUGGUUCCAAGGGUUCAACGACGUUGGCGACACGGUUUUUGAGAAGACAGCGAACGAGGUUAUAGAACUCAAGGAUCGUGACGAGACCCAAUAUAAUUUACUCUUGUCCAAGGCUUGUUGCAAAUCGUACAAUUUCCUUCUUCGCGCGAAACGCGACUCCUACAACGAUAAUAACCGUAUCAGAUAUGGAGUUUCUCGUAUCUUGCCGUUGAAUUAUAAGGAAGAAUGUGACGCCUUGCUUGAUUUGAUGGACACGCCUUGGGGACAACAGACAUUGAAGUCAGAGAGCGACAUGGUAGUGUAUUGA